Molecule: messenger RNA, 2192 nt
Organism: Nanorana parkeri
Lineage: Eukaryota; Metazoa; Chordata; Amphibia; Anura; Dicroglossidae
Gene: FAM53A
Product: family with sequence similarity 53 member A
Exons: 6
Coding region: 181-1455 (424 amino acids)
Biological process (GO): protein import into nucleus
Cellular component (GO): nucleus
Source: RefSeq, a predicted model, not a curated record
UUGUUUGGUGUGUUGGGCUCGUGUGGUCAUAUACAUGGGGAGCCUAGGAGGAGGCAGCGUGCUGCUCAGAUAAGAACCAUGAGCUACAGGACUGAAAUGAACUAGGCCGCUCGCUUCAACGAAGAUGUACAACUCCAACAAGAACUGAAAUGAACAGACAGUAUUAAGACCAGAGGAUCGAUGAUUGUGGGGCUGAGGAGCGGGGACGUGAGGACUAACAUGGUGACACUAAUUACCGAGAAGCUGCAGAACCAAAGCCUAGACGAUCGCUCGUGCAAAACAUACAACAUUAAUCUGCGCUCUUCUGAGAAGCUGAACAAUGGUGGCACCUUGUUCCCUUACGAAAUCAAUGAGGAUAGCCCCUGGAAAAUGAUUGACAGGGCUUGUCCAAUCAGGACGGAGCUGAACAAGAACUCCAUCUUCCCUUUUUCCAUGUGUCCCUUCAGCACCGGCACUCCUGCCAACUUUAUGCUGCCAUGGCAGAACGAGCCCUCCAAUCAGUCCUUAGUAUCAGGGUGGAUAAAUGAACUUAAUCUUAACGACAGCUUUGGGCAGCCGCUGGCACCCCCGACGAAAAGACACUGCAGGUCACUGUCUGAGCCAGACGAACUGUCGCGCUGUCGGUCCCCCUGGAAACCAGGCAAUUCCAAGGUUUGGACUCCCGUCUCAAAGAGGCGAUGCAAUAGUGGGGGCAGCGCCACUUUACAGCGCUGUAACAGCCACGGCAGUGCCACCCUGCAGAGAAGCACAAGUGUUAGUCUGCCACAGAACGCCCCGGCUCUUAACAACAACAAUGUGUUCACAGUGCCUGCCUGCAACACGUCUCCAGUCCCAAGGCCCUCUUCCGCCAGCAGCGGUUUUGUGGACAGUAGCGAAGGAAGCACAACUUCAAGCAUACGUUGGAACUCUGGCGGCCCUUGCGACUUCAGUCCAAGGAGGCGCCUUUCUCUGUCUCAGGAGCACAUCACAGAACCAGGAGAUAUUUUGCCUUCAGCCAACAGCACACCAACUUCUACUCCAGAGUUGAGGCGGCGCCAGGGCUUACUACGGUGUCGCUCCCAGCCGUGUGUGUUAAACGAGAGGAAAGCCCGGCUAAAGCGCAGACGUGACGAGGACGUCCGGUGGAGUAGGCCAUCUAUAGAUUUCUUUAAAAUGACAAGGGCCCUUAAGACAUCUAAAAGCCUUUGCUCCUUGGACUAUGAAGAUGACGAAGACCCCCACCUUAAAACCAUUGUCUCCUCCCCCUGCGAUUCCAAUGACCUCAUGAAUUUCAUCACUCCUGGGUCCAGUCCUGUGAAGGAGACCACGGAUGAAGGGACCCAUCCAAGGGAUUUUAAGAGGGAAGCCACUGUGAGUGAAAGCGAGGAAGACCUAAGCGACUGUGAAAGCAUCGAGGGCAACAUGGUUCAGAUGAAAUGUGAUGACCUGGACCUGGAGCAAAUCGAGAAUAACUAAGCCCAGAAUUGCUUCCGGUCACGGGGGCUCCCCCUGCCGCCAUCGCUUUCUUUUCAGCAGUCCCGUGGAAUGGGUCAGAGCGUAGUCACCUGUUUUAGUUUAACAAAACGAAUUCUGAAAAAGACUGAGCACGAAAAUCACGGUUUCCGCCUGGCAGCAGUAUUCGGCCUAGUAUGUGCGGCUCGACGUAUAAAGUCAAAUAGAUAUAUAUGUACUCAUUAGGUUUCCUAUGGGAAAGUAACUUAUCUACAAGUGCUUACUGAGAGUGCCUAAAUAUUUGUUACUCAGAAUAACAGGGAAAAGGGGGGAGGGGAAGGGGUUUCGGGAAGGACUACUAUUUUUUAAGCUAAUUUCGUAAUUACGUAACCUCACUUUUGGAGGGGUGUGCUAGAUGAAAAAGCGGGUACAAUUUGUUUACUUUUUGCGAACGUCUCACAUACUGGGCUGCCGAAAAACAGCGAAAAGGAAAUCGUCAGGAAUUUCAAGGAAACCUAAAAUACAAAAAAAUAAAUAAAUUUAAAAAGCAAAAAAAAAAAACUUAACAGAUAUUUUUGCAUUUCUAUAGCUUUUACAGUUCUGGAAAAAAAUACAAAUAAAUAAAAGCAUCUCUAUUUUGAAAUGAAUUUUUAGAAGGGCAUUUUAUAAACCUAAAUGUUGUCUGCCAUGAUUUUGGUGCAGGUAUAAGUUCUAUUUUGUUGUUUUGGAAGAGCUUAAAGUUCUAAAAAAAUAUAAAAAAA